AUGGAGAUGUGUUGGCGUGCAUCGACUCGAAGCGGAAAUCUGCGGGCUGGUGGUACAUUGAAGGCUGGUUGUGUAUCAACUCUCACUCGUUCGAAACUCGGACUUGCCAGACAUGCUCCUUGUAGGCCUCACGUUACCUCCAAAGGAUCAACUGCGGACCCCGACAUUCCUCCCGAUCGGGAACGGGUCGUGAUCCUGGGUUCCGGCUGGGGAGGAUAUACGCUCUCGCGUCGACUAUCGCCUUCGAAGUUCUACCGGACCGUCGUUUCCCCUCGCUCCUAUUUCGUUUUCACUCCGUUGAUGACAGAUGCCGCUGUUGGCUCUCUCAACUUCUCCGAGAUCGUGGAGCCGGUUCGUGACCGCAAGAGCCAAGUGCAUUAUAUCCAAGCCGCAGCGAGGAGCGUCGAUUUUCACAAGAAGGUAGUUACGGUGGAGGCAAGUGUUGUCAAGAGCGGAGUCACUGAAUCGCCGCGCGUGGAACAGGCCGAAAGGGGGGCUGACCAAGGGCCAGAAAUCGGCAAUCUCCGGGGAAAGGAGAAGCUACGGAAGUGGGAAUCAGGCCAGGUUUUUCAGGUACCGUACGAUAAAUUGGUCAUCGCUGUGGGCUGCGUUAGUCGUACAUUCAACACGCCAGGCGUCAGACAGAAUGCCAUGUUUUUCAAAGAUAUAGGGGAUGCGCGGCGGGUGAAAAGGCGAAUACGGGAGUGUUUCGAGCUGGCCGUCAUGCCCACGACAAGCCCUGAGAUGCAGAAGUAUCUGUUGCAUUUUGCCAUCGUUGGUGGUGGCCCGACGGGGACAGAAUUGGCUGCCGCAGUGUGCGAUUUCAUUCACGAGGAUAUGUUUAAGAUAUACCCAACGCUUAAAGACCAAGUCCGAAUAAGCCUAUAUGACGUGGCUCCACAGGUGUUGAACAUGUUUGAUCAGACAUUAUCAGAAUAUGCGAUGAAUGUUAUGCGCAGGGAAGGUGUGGACGUGAAGACCGAUCACCAUAUUGAAGAGCUUCGAUGGGGAGCACCGGGUCAAGAACAGCUUCCCGACAUGGACCCAAAGGGGUGCCUUACACUGAAAACCAAAGAAGAUGGGGAAGAAGGCGUUGGAAUAUGUGUCUGGGCGACGGGAAACGAAAUGAACAAGUUCGUCAAUGACUCGCUGGGGAGCCUCGAGCAAUUCCCGGCGUCUUCAGCGGUGAUCCAGCCUGGCCCAACCCCUUCGAAUGACGUGCAGUGUACUUCGUGGGCAAUAAAGAAAGCUCCUAAAAUCGGAGCACUUUUAGUGGACGACCACCUGCGCGUCCAACUCCAAUCUGAGGACGGGAGAACGGCCACGAUGCAAGAUGUAUUUGCUUUGGGGGAUAACUGCAUGUUAGAAAGCGGAUCGCCUCCAGCGACAGCCCAGGCUACGAACCAGGAAUCUGCAUGGCUUGCAAAGCGGCUCAACAAAGGAGAUAUUAACCGGGUCUCCGGGUUCCAGUUCAAAAACCUGGCGACCACCUGCCCGCGGGCAUCAAAGGUCGGACGGCGUGGUUGA
Molecule: messenger RNA, 1527 nt
Organism: Uncinocarpus reesii 1704
Lineage: Eukaryota; Fungi; Ascomycota; Eurotiomycetes; Onygenales; Onygenaceae
Exons: 2
Coding region: 1-1527 (508 amino acids)
Molecular function (GO): NADH dehydrogenase activity
Source: RefSeq, a predicted model, not a curated record